AUGUGUGCUAAUAUGUACUCGGUAAUUUUCAAGGAUAUAAUAUUAGAAAUCAAUGAUGAUGAUGCCAAAUCUAUUAAGGCUUUAGAAAUUUAUUGCAAAAAAAAAGAAAUUCCUGACACAGAAAUAAAUGAACUAAAGCGUAAAUACCAUCAGAAAUCACCAAUAUGGUGGUAUACAUGUGAAAUGUUUCUCUAUGGUAUGCUUAAUUGGGGGUUACGAUCGCUUGAUAUGGAAGCGAUGUCCAAGUUAGGUUUUUUUAUUCGAAGUUUAAAUCUUCAACUGAAACAAUUGCAUCAGAAACAAUCGGCUAAAUUCAAGAAAUCAUUUACCGUUUAUCGUGGUCAAGGAAUGAGCGAAGAAGACUUUCAGAAUUUACUAGGUUCAAAAGGUGGUCUACUAUCGUUCAACAACUUUUUAUCGACUAGUAUGGAACGAAAAGUGGGCAUGGAAUUUGUUGAACGUACUAUGAAAAAGAACGAAGACAUUGUUGGCGCUAUUUUUAUUAUGACUAUUGAUCAAAGUAAAAUAUCAACUUCGAAUACUCCAUUUGCUAUGAUUGAUGAGCACAGUGCUAUUCCAUCAGAACAAGAAAUACUAUUCACAAUGCAUACUGUUUUUCGCGUCGUUGAAAUUAAACAGACGGCUAAGAAUAAUCGACUUUGGGAAGUACAAUUGACUAUUACUGAUGAGAAUGAUCCACAACUUUCUACUCUUACCAAUCGCAUCAAACAGGAGAUCGACGGUCGAGGAUGGCAUCGAAUGGGUAAAUUGAUGCUCAAAGUGGGUCAUUUCGAUCAAGCUGAAGAACUCUACAAUGAAUUACUGGUGAAUGCCUCUACUGAUAGCGAUAGAGCAUUUAUAUAUCACCAGCUUGGAAUAUUGAAAUACCAGCAAGGCAAAUACCCAGAAGCAGCUAAAUUCUACGAAAAAUACCUCGAAAUCAAGCGGAAAACUCUUCCAGAAAAUGAUGCUUCAUUGGCUGCUACUUAUGGUAGCAUCGGUCUGGUGUAUAAAAACAUGGGCGAAUAUUCGAAAGCACUUGAGUAUUUCAAAAAAACAAUUAAAAUAAAAGAAAAAUCUCUGUCUCCCACUGAUCCCGCUUUGGCUACUUCCUACAACAACAUCGGUCUAGUGUAUGACAGCAUGGGUGAAUACUCGAAAGCACUUGAAUCUUACGAAAAAUCAAAUAAAAUCUGGGAAAUAUCUCUGCCUGCGAAUCAUCCCUUAUUGGCUACUUCCUACAACAACAUCGGUCUAGUGUAUAAUAACAUGGGUGAAUACUCGAAAGCACUUGAAUUUUACGAAAAAUCACUCAAAAUAAGGGAAAUAUCUCUGCCUCCAAAUCAUCCCAAUUUGGCUCAAUCCUACAAUAACAUCGGUGCAGUGUAUAAAAACAUGGGUGAAUACUCGAAAGCACUUGAAUUUUACGAAAAAUCACUCAAAAUAAAAGAAAUAUCUCUGCCUGCGAAUCAUCCCGACUUGGCUACUUCCUACAACAACAUAGGCCUAGUGUAUAACAACAUGGAUGAAUACUCGAAAGCAUUUUCCUAUCUAGAAAAGGCACUCAGUAUUUAUCGAAAUUCACUUCCACUAACACAUCAUUAUAUUAAAGAAGUGAUGAAUGAUAUAGAUCGUGUGAAAAAGAAGUUGUAA
This is a messenger RNA of Rotaria socialis, 1653 nucleotides long. The record is from the annotation of a GenBank genome assembly. NCBI's taxonomy places the organism in Eukaryota, Metazoa, Rotifera, Eurotatoria, Philodinida, Philodinidae.